Messenger RNA from Fraxinus pennsylvanica, 1464 nucleotides. NCBI's taxonomy places the organism in Eukaryota, Viridiplantae, Streptophyta, Magnoliopsida, Lamiales, Oleaceae. The record is from the annotation of a GenBank genome assembly.
AUGGACGAGUCUUGGAGAAUGAGAAUGGGGAUGCCUCCAAGAACAACGGUCAAACCAAACCUCCAUCUCAGGAAAUCUACAGAGGACACGUCCCACCGGAGAAGACAAAUCUCCGGUGAAUCAUCCGAACCCCCUUUAGAACCUGAAGACUUCUCCGAUGUUUUUGGUGGGCCCCCUCGCACAAUUCUCUCCCGCCAAUUCUCCGACAGCGCCGGGUUUUUAAGUUCAUCAUCCACGAGUUCCUCCUACGGGGAGAUUCUACGGCAGAACGUGGAGCACGUGUUAGGAAUGAGUGGCCGGGGCUUGCCGGAGUUCAGGAUUCCCGUGAGGCAGCAGAGGAGUGAUCAUAAUCAAAAUCAUCAUAAUGCUUUCUAUAGUGAUAUUUUCUGUUGGGAAGAUGUAAGUGUGGUAAAGUCAAGUUCAAAGUCAAAAACAAGGUCUUCGUCUGCAUUGAGCUCCGAGGAACUCAGCCCUUUCCGGCCAGAGAUCACCAGCGACGGCAUGGACGAUGAUUCCUUUUUUUGUUCCAAACUCAGGCCGAUAAAUGUUGGAUCAAGAUGGACAUCGACGACGGGAAUGGAGCAUGAAGAUUACCGACAACAACAGAUUACGCCACUAUUUUCAGACUAUCAGCCCGUGUUCGAUACUGAUAACAACUAUGUCGACAACAUCAGAAACAACCCUUUUGAAUUUAGUCGAAGAAAUUCAUCUCCUGAGACUAUUAGUCUUGAACCAGCAUGGGAUGGCAGCAUGAGAUUUUCUUUAGAUGAUUUAGAACUUAAGUCACCAUCAUCUGUAGUCUCUUCAAUUUGUCAAUUAGAUCAACAGAAUAUUGCCUGUGAAAUUGAGGAUGAAAAAUUGCAACUGAAUGACAUAGAACUAGAAGAAGAUGAAAUUAUGAGUUCUUAUGUUAUAGAAAUCAAUACUGAUAAUAGUGAAGGAAAAUUUGAAGCCAUUGGUGUGGAUGAUGCAAUUGCAUGGGCAAAAGAGAAGAUUCAAACACAUCGUACAGAGAAUGAAUGGAGCACCAAAGAACACAAGAAAGAGAAGUCAAAAUGGGUAGAGGACGACCUCCACGGGCAAGAAUUCACUGAACGAAAGGAUAAAUGGCCUGCAGUAGAAACAGAGCAACUAGCAAGCAAGUUGGAAUUGCAAAUGCUGGACGAAAAAAUAAGGCUGUGGGCAACUGGAAAGGAAACUGACAUUCGGUUGCUGCUUUCUACACUGCAUCAUAUUCUAUGGCCUAAUAGUGGCUGGUUAGCAAUCCCUCUGAUGAAUCUAGUCGAAGGCUUACAAGUGAAGAAGGCUUAUCAGAAAGCGCAGUUGUGCUUGCACGCAGACAAGCUGCAACAAAGGGGCACCUCGUUCCCCCGGAAAUAUAUAGCAGAAAAGGCAUUUUCAGUACUUCAGGAUGCUUGGGUUGCAUUCAUGUCUCAGUGUCUAUCGUCGUCGAAGAAUUACUGA